UCGCGUCCGAAAGCAAGCGAUCAGGCAAAGUCGCUGCAUAUGCCUAAGCGCACCGUGCAGUGCUAUUUUCUCGUGCCAAAAGAGUAUCAAGUGUGAAGCUGUCGAUUCGCAGGUACGAUAGUGUGCAAGGAUCCAGGAUCGAGCCGAAGAAAUAAGUGUUCCUCGUUCUCGAUUUGUAACAGUGUCAACGGCAAGCGUAUAUAUUCAUUUACAAAUUGUCUGUGUGUCCGAGCUCGCUUGCCAUAAACAAAUUGGUGGCGGCUGCGGCGACGGCCAGUCUUUUGACAAAACAGAUUUCGUGGAGGAGGAAAAAUGAGGGCGCAUCUUCGUACCAGUGCCAUUUAACGAUAUCGCUCAUCAAAAAUGCAUACCGACUGGCAAAAGGGUGAGCUCGUGUGGUUCGACCCGGGAGUCGGCCAUGUUCUUCCUGGAGAGGUCUUGGAGUACCACAGAGCGGCCAAUGUUCUAUCUGUGCAAGCUGUUAUCGCUGGAAAGCCGCAAACAUUCACACUUACCAAUCUCAAUGGAGUUAAACCUAGACAAGAUCUGGGUCAGAAUGGAGUCGAAGACAUGAUUCAAUUGAAUGACUUGAAUGAAGCUUCGCUACUAUGGAAUUUAAAAAUACGAUACGACAAGGAACUGAUUUACACUUACACUGGGAGCAUCUUAGUCGCAGUCAAUCCGUACAAAAUGUUUGAUAUUUAUGGGACUGAUCAAGUCAAGCUCUAUGAAGGAAGAAUCCUUGGAACUUUGCCACCACACUUAUUCGCUGUUGGUUCAUCCGCCUACAGUCAAGUAUGCGCGGCCAAUAAUUCGAGUAACAAUCAAGUAGUCGUGAUUUCGGGCGAAUCCGGAUCAGGAAAAACGGAAUCGACCAAACUGGUGAUGCAGUAUUUGGCAGCUGUCAAUCGAGCUCCAAGUAAUCUCGUAACCGAGCAAAUUCUUGAGGCAGCGCCAUUGCUCGAAAGCUUUGGAAAUGCAAAAACGCCACGCAAUGACAAUAGCAGCCGUUUUGGGAAGUACCUCGAAGUAUUUUUCCGAGAUGGAGUCAUCGUGGGUGGUAAGGUGACUCAGUAUUUAUUGGAAAAAAGUAGAAUCGUGACACAAGCCAAUGGCGAGAGAAAUUAUCACGUCUUUUAUGAGCUACUGUCUGGACUGGAUCAGCAGCUUCGAGACAAAUAUGGACUGCUGGAACCUGACAAAUAUUUCUAUUUGAAUCAAGGAGGCAACUGCAAGAUCGAAGGCAAAAACGACACUCAAGACUUUAAGGCACUGCUCUCUGCCAUGCAAGUUUUGGGCUUCACAUCGGAAGAACAAGACACGAUUUUUAAAAUUUUGAGCAGUGUGCUGCAUCUUGGCAAUGUUUACUUUCAUCGCAAAAAUAUGAGACAUGGUCAGGACGCAGUCGAUAUCGGCUCCGAUGCUGAAAUUCGCUGGGCCGCUCACCUAUUACAAAUUAACGCAGACGGCAUUAUCAGAGCACUGACAACAAAAACAACGGAAGCUCGAAACGAGAGACUAUUAACAACUCUAAAUAUCGAUCAAGCCCUUGAUGCCAGGGAUGCUUUUGCUAAGGCACUUUAUAGUUCACUUUUUUCAUGGCUGGUUGCCAGGGUCAAUCACAUUGUCUACAAAGGCACAAAGCAGACAGCUGCCAUUUCUAUAUUGGAUAUUUUUGGUUUCGAAAAUUUCGUCGAAAAUAGCUUUGAACAACUGUGUAUCAAUUAUGCCAACGAGAAUCUGCAUUUUUACUUCAAUAAGCAUAUAUUCAAACUCGAACAACAAGAGUAUGCCAAGGAAAAAAUUGACUGGACCACUAUUACUUAUACUGAUAACUUACCGAUAAUUCAUUUGAUUGCAAAAAAACCGGUAGGCAUAUUGCAUCUACUUGACGAUGAAAGUAACUUUCCGAAAGCCUCUGAUCUUUCUUUCCUCGAAAAAUGUCAUUACAAUCAUGCGUUGAGCGAGUUAUAUUCUCGACCCCGAAUGAAUUCCGCGGAAUUUGCCAUCAAACAUUAUGCUGGACAAGUUUGGUACAAUGUGGAUGGAUUCUUGGAUAAGAAUCGUGACACCCUUAGGCCAGAUGUCGUCGAACUUUUAAUUAGCAGUAAAAUACCCAUGGUGAGCAAAAUGUUCCAACACGUGCGUAACUCGCACGAGGCCAACAAGACAAUCAACAAGCCGAACGGUAGAUUUGUUACGAUGAAACCCAGAACACCUACUGUAUCGGCCCGUUUCCACGACAGUCUACAGCAACUUUUAGAAUCCAUGUCACAGUGUAAUCCGUGGUUCGUUCGCUGCAUCAAACCGAAUAACGAGAAGGCCCCGAUGAAGUAUGACAUGCCAUGCGUACUGGAGCAAUUGCGUUACACGGGAAUGUUGGAGACAAUUCGCAUUCGCAAAACUGGCUACCCUGUGCGUCUUCCGUUCGCUCACUUCGUGGAUCGUUAUCGUUAUUUGGUGCCAGCUACGUGUCUACCUCGUGGAGCGCCGAGCAAAGAAUUGUGCCGAAUUAUUCUCGAAAAAGCAGCUUCGGCCGAGGAUCAAUGCCAGUAUCAAUUGGGACUAAGCCGCGUGUUCUUGAGGGAGUCCUUAGAAAGAACUCUCGAGUACAACAGGGCUUUGAUUCUCGAAAAAGCUGCCAUUACCGUGCAAAGGUACACUCGAGGUUUUCUGGCUCGACGCCGCUUCCUCAACAUCGCGCGCAGUGCCGUGCUUCUCCAGGCCGUUUAUCGCGGCUAUCGAGAGCACAAAAAGUACCGCGCCCUUAAAAAAGCUGUUAUUAUGGCCCAGAAGUUGUACAGAGGUAAAAAGCAACGCGAGCGCUACGCCGUUCUCAAAGAAGAGAUCGCCAAACGCGCCGAGCUCGAGCGAGCCAAUCGCGAAAGGGCCAAAGCCAAACAGCAGCGCGAUGAACAAGAGAGAGCCACUAGAGCUGUUGCUGGAGUUAAUCACUUGGAAAUACCCGCCGAGUUGGCAUUUAUAUACAGUAAAUUGGAUGAUUGGUCUCCAACUCACACGGAAAGAAAUCUACUAAAAGUGGUUGGCAGCGUUGUACCUACGCUCAUGACUUACAGCCUUCCCCGAGAUAUUGAUCAGUAUCAAUUUUCCAAGUUCACCAAUAUUUAUUUCAAAAGUCACAUUUUCGGCUUGAAACGGGAACCAAUCAACACUCCUUUCUUGCCCAAGUCUCGCGAACAAGAUUUCAACGAAUCUCUGAUCAUUUUCAAGUUGAUUCUUCGCUUUAUGAAUGAGAACAAUUUGACUGGAAAGCGCGAACAAGCUCUGGGUGAUUAUAUCGUCAAUAAGGGUAUAGUCAAUGAAAAACUACGCGACGAAAUUCUUUGCCAAUUAUGUUCUCAAACAUGGAAAAAUGACAACGAUGCGAAUAAAGAACGAGGGUGGCUCCUUAUUUCAAAUUGCUUAUCAGCUUUCCAUCCCAGCCGAACACUCUACAAGUAUCUUUUGAAAUUUGUCUCCGACCACGCUUACGACGGCUACAAAGCCUAUUGCCAACGUAAAAUUUUACAGAGCGAAAGAGUUUUGAUAAAAGUCAUAAGUGGAAACCAAACAUUGUGUUCACACAUUCCAAGAAAUUACCCGCCUUCGGUACUCGAAUGGCGAGCAAAUCGUACCAGGGUGAAUAUGGCCCUGACGGUCGGCUUCUACAACGGUGAAAAUGCAACGUGCGCCGUUGAUUCCUGGACUACUUGCGAAGAGCUGGCUUUUGCAGCGGUUCAGGGCUAUGGAGAAGUAAACGGAGGCUGGACGGUGACGCUGUGGAACGAGUUGGACGGCGCCGACGCCAUCGUCACCGAGACCAACGGCUUCGAUUACGUCUUCGAUCUUAUAUCCGAGAUGGAACUAGCGCCAGCCUUUCCAGCCGCCAAACAUAUGUUCCUGGAGCAGCGCAAAAAUAGUUUUUCACCGAUCAAAAAGAGAGAGGAUCGCGAAGUCGAUCGCGAUGAUCUGCUUCAUAAGCAUCAGAAAGAGCUGGUUGGAUCACCGGUACUGAAAACCUUCCAACCGCUCGAAAGAGCCGGCAAGCUGAAUUCGGUGCCAAAGCCCGUCGUGCUACCAACGACGACGCAACAAUCGCAGCAGCAACAAGACAGGCCACUCGAGCCGGAAAUACAGUCACCGAGGCGACCCGUGGUACCACCGCCUCAGCCACCUCCGCAACCGCAGCCACUCGCUAAAGUACCGAUGCGCAAACAGUCACAUGACACAAUUUUAGAAUCGUCAACUGAAAUGGGUUUAUCCCGUCAGUCUGCCCUAAAUGAUCGUUACUUUGAGAAAGAAAAACAACGUAGUCGCAGUUUGGACAAUUUGCUUCAAGCUGAAAUUUCUCAAUCUAAUGCGGGUUCGGUACCAACGGGUAAACUUGCUGAUCUUGGUUUAUCAUCGUCGAAACUCAAUGAGCGCUAUCACAGUCUCGAACGAAUCGGAGAAUCACAAGCUGUUAUCAAUGGGUCACCAGAGGUUCAGGUAGUGCCUGAACGCAAAUACAGCCGCAUGACUAGGGCUUCCGAACCAAAUAUUUUGGAAGAAGAACUGACAAUUGAUUUCGAAUAUCCAGACAUACAAUCGGUCAGUCAAACCGGAAGAUCGGAAGAUGAUAAGAGUAGUUACAUCAGAUCGCAAACUAGAUUCAUAAAAUCUCAAUAUCCAGCUGGUAAACGUGCACAUCAUGGUAGUCAAUCGAGCCGCGCUUAUAUAGAAAAGAGCGAAUACGGCGUCAAAUCUUCGGCAAUGUCAGAUACAAGCGAGGCACCAUCCCUUGCGUCUCACGUGCGUCGAGUUCGAGUACCAAGUCAAGCAUCUGAUGUGGAUCAAUUCCUUGACGAAUUAUUCAUGCCUGUGCUCGACGGAAACCUCGAUGAAUUGUCUGACGCAAGGAGCCUUGCCGCUAGUAUCAAAGGCAUGCGGAAUCCUAAACAUCUGGAACCACAGAGCACGUCAGAUUUCAUAAGUUCCAUUGUUAAAAAUUCGACGGAAACUACUAUUCUGGCAAAAGAAUUAUCGAAAAAAAUAAAAGGUGGUGGUAACAUGGAUGUUCCUAAUCAAAACGGCAGUUACAACUACAGUCCAAUAAUGUCAUCGCCCAUGAUGAUGCCAAUAUUCAAUGGUGGUCAGCAAGUUCAAUCACCUCAGAGCCCUACCAUGGGCGCAGGUUUUGUGCCUAUUCCCAUUUUUAAUAUGCAGGGAUCAAGUGUACCACAAUUUCCAAACUCACCGCCAAAUCAGAAUGGGGACAUGACAUCUUAUCAACAAAAUCUUCAAAGAGCAUUUUUACAAAGUGCCAUGGCGCAAAACAUUCAAAUUCAACAGCAGUUAUUAGCUCAAAAUCAGGCACUGCAACAAUUAUUGGUUCAAAGUCCGAAUGGAAAUCAAUCAGUUCGUAUAUGCAAUAUAAAUAUAUCAAAUGGAUUUUUUCUUGGAAAAAAUUGUAUUCUAAUGAAUGUUAUUUCACAGUUUAAUGAAGAUGCUGAAAACUGGCCUCAAGAUGCGAAACGAACAUCAACUCCAAAUCAGUCAACGCCUGUAACGGUCAAAGCACAAGUUCAUCGUUCCCAAAGCCCAGGCAAGAAAGUAGUCGAUCCUUUACGAAAAUCUGACUUUGGAGCACGCAAAAUUAGCGCUGAACGCAAACUUGCUAGUCCGCUAGAUUCUAAACGUGUACUGAACAAAUCAAACACGUCUAAUAACUUUACAAGCGUUCUCAGUGAACUUAAAAACAGAAAGAGUAGCAAUGAAGGACCUGCAAUGAUAAAUGGUAAAGGUGUACCGCCACCCCCACCUAUGCCACCGCCAUUAGAUGCCUGCGAUCCUUCAGAAUCGAGGCCAUUUUUGGACCCAUACGGCAGAGCUAAAACAGUCAGAAUUGGUAAAUGGAGAUGGCCCCCACCAAGUGAUGCAAAUGAAAAUCAAGGACAAGAUAGUUUUAUAGAGUUUAAAAUGCGACAACAUCAGCAGCAGCAACAACAACAACAAAAAAUGAACUCUCAAAAACAUUACGAAUUCGGUCAAGGAAACGAUCCGUUGGCUGAUGGUGGUGUUGAAUGGGAAGAAUUUGAAAUUGAAAAUAUUGUCAAUGAUGAUGGAACUGUAAUGGUACAUGCAGCUGCAACGGUAGUACGUCAUGAAAACGGGCUGAUAGACGACAGCGAUAAAAAGAAAAAAAAGAGAUCUGGAUUUGAAAUUGGUGCGCAAAGACCGUCCCCUGGAAGCAUCGGUAAACUCAAAUUGAGUUCUGAAAUGAGGCAAAGACUCGAAAAAGUAACAGCUAAUCAUAGUGUGAGAUCAUCUAAGACAUCUGAAAAACCAGCCUUGAUUCGUGACGAUGGAAAAGUCAAACGUUUGGAAGACAAUAGAAAAUUACUCUUGGAACAGCAACUCGGCGGAAGGUGGGACGACUAUUCAUCUACCUUGGAUGAUGCCCAUAGCGUCACCUCAAAAGGUACAACUGACAUGAUGACUCAGGCCCAAGUUGUGAAAACACAGAUUGAAAGAAUGGAAAGACCAAUUCCACCACCACCUCCAAUAUCACCUCCUCAACCACCAGGUGGACCUGUAUUUGCUAAUGGCCAAUCCGGACUUGGUCAACCUCGUUCACCUCCAGCACCAGUUGAACCAAAAACAUUUCGAACUUUGCCGGAUUCCGAUGCUUUUGAUCAGUUCGCUAAAAGUCAUCGCGAAGCGUUCAUGCAAAACCACCCCUAUGGAAAAGACCUAAUAGAUAUUGCUAGUUCUAAAGAUUUUGAUUCACGCCGUGAUGGCAGUUCUGACAUCUUCUCAGAUGCAAAAUAUGCAUUUGAAAAUGUGAAACGAGAUCCAUUUGGUAUGGCCCGAGAUAUGUCGCCAAAGUCUAGAGAUAGUUUUGGGAUGCCAUCUUCCAGGGAUAUUGGUGUUGUACCUAAUACAAGAGAUUCUUUUGCAGUAGCUAGACAGAGUUUCAAGAAGAUGGAUGGGGAUGCCGAUCGGAGAUCCAGUGUGGCUUCGACUUUACGUACAGAUAAAAUGGAACGCAUCGAAAUUAACGAGUGGCCAGAUUUCCUGGAACCCAUAAUACCAGCAGCUGAACAACCUGAAAUUGAAAAGGCUCAAGAGAUCGUCGAUACACAACUCUACCCUCAAACAACUCAAACGCAUGUAACUUACAAUCGCGUGAGUUGGUCGCUGAGGGUGAAGAAGGAAGUUUUUGCACCUAACGAGACUCUUGCUGCACCACUUGCGAUGCAUCUGGUAUUUUGUCAAGUAGCUUACGAUGUACUUGCAACGUCCAACAUUCGAAUUUCCAAGGAAGACAGACAAAACAUGUUAAAACUUCUCGAUGGCUACGGCAUAACACUGGAUAACUUGCAAAGCCCACACCAUAAAAUCACAAUAAAGAAGAAUGUUGUUGACAUGGCCAAGCAGUGGCCUCUUUACUUUGCUCGUAUUUUCCCUGUAUCGGUGGGACCUCAGCAUCCCGACGUACAACACGUAGCUGUAUCUCAUCACGGAAUACGGCUCAUAAAUCGUAAUAACAACGGUGAAUUAAUAAUUCUGGAAACUAUACCCUUAGAGGACAUUGUAUCGGUCAGCAGUCAGAGGGCUGGCGUUUGUAUUUUACAAGUGGCAUCCGGUAUCAAGCUGCCUUUACACACCAUCAGAGCUGCACAACUUGCUGACAUGAUUGCUAAAUAUGUCAGUAUUGUCGAGCAAAAAGCCUCAACGAAGAACCAUCGGGACAAUCAUGUCACGCAAAUCGGCAAAUCCAUCGUCUCUCAAGCCAAUCACGAGCGAUCGAUGCACACCGUACAUCCGUACGGCAUGGAUCAGCAACAACUGCGUAACGGCGGCUCGAGCAACGGCAUUCAUUAUCAGAAGAACGGCAAAGCUCAUUCGCCAUCGCCGCAACAGCAGCAGCAGCAGCAGAUGAUCCAGCAGGAAUGGCAGCGCAACAACGGCAACGACCUAACCGGACGCAGCGAGGAUGGAUUGUACGACGCUGGCCAGCAGCAGCAGCAACCGGUCGUCAACGAUGGCAAACAUUCGCUUUUGCAGUACGCCAUGCUCAAUUUCCGACAGAGCACCGAUAAGUUCGAAAUGCUGAAAACCGCGGACGGCUCGAUCAACGGCUCGCUCAAAGUUAUCGAAUCGCUCAAAGGUAACAAGAAAAAAGGCAAGAAGAGCAAGGGUCAGGACAGCACCGAGUGGACGUGGAAGGAGCAGGUGGACCUGGUUAAAUUCUCUGCGGUGCCGAUCGAGCAGAGCCUGCUGAGACUGGACAACGAACUGAGCGGCUUGGCCGUCGAGUGCUUCUUCUGCUUGAUGCGCUACAUGGGUGACCAACCGUUGCCACCCGACAUGAGCGAGGUCAAAUGCGUCUACACGAUACUCAUGCACUGCCAUAAAUUCGAGCAGCUCCGGGACGAGGUAUUCUGCCAGUUGAUGAAACAAACGACCAACAACAAGAGCCCGAACCCCGAGUCGUGCCAGCGAGGCUGGAGACUCUUCAGUAUCGUCGCGGCUUAUUUCACCUGCAGCGAGGGUCUGCGGCCCUACCUCAUCAAGUACCUCGAGACAGCGGCCUACGACAAGCGGCGGGCUUAUCACGGCACCGCGACGGUAUGCCUGCAGAAUCUGCGCAAAACCGUUAAAUACGGCGGCCGCAAGAACGUGCCGAGCGUCGAAGAGAUCAUGGCCAUCAGCGCCGGCAGGAAUGCCAAGCGACAAAUUUACAGACUGCCCGGGGGUACCGAGCGAGUCAUCAAUACCAAGUGUACGACGGUCGUGCAGGACGUCAUCGAAGAGAUGUGCAAUGUAAUAUCUGUAAGAAAUCGACAUGAAAUGGACGAGUACUCGCUUUACUGUAUUGUCGACGGUGAUGCUUUUACAAUGCCAUUGGCCAGGGACGAAUAUGUGCUUGAUGUUACAACGGAGUUGCACAAAAACCACCAGUUGUUCUACUUGAUUUUCUGCAGAUCGGUAUGGCAUUAUCCAUUACGCUUGGAUGCUCCUCUCUAUGUCGAAAUGGUAUUCAACCAAAUUACACCUGACUAUCUGGAGGGUCUCAUGUUAGUAAUCAUUGAUGAUCAACUGCCGCAAGACGUAGUUUACGACAUGGCUCAAAUAGCGGCUCUGCUGCACAGAGCAACCGACGUGAAAAAUGAGCGAGAAGAGCCAACGACAAAGCGCAUCAAAUACUUAUUGCCAAAAUCAGCCUUAAGCCUGAGAGAACCAAGACCUCAGCAAUGGACUCAAAUGGUGCAGCAAGCUUGGGGAAAUGUUCAGCAUAUUUCAAUGGCUGCUUGUAAGGCUCAAGUUUUAGAGAUUCUAUCCAAUGGUAGAUGGCCAUUAUUUGGCUCAAGCUUUUUCGCGGUAAAAAGAAUAAUGGAAGGUAAAGAUAAAGCAACGGAUCACAUUCUAGCCUUGAAUCGUCAUGGAGUGCAUUUCAUUGACCUCAAUACGCACGUAACUCUGUCUCACUAUCCAUACUCCCAAGUGAUUUCAACGCGCAAAGUCAAGUCGGAGGAGGGCACUCUGUACCUCGACAUGAAGCUGGGUAAUCUCAUGCAGUCGCGUAUCGCUAGGCUGCAGACUGAGCAGGCGCACGAGAUAGCUCGCCUCAUUCGCCAGUACAUCACGAUGGAGCAGAGGAUCGCGGGCAAUCAAAUUCCCGAGACACUGCCCAUUGGUUUCGAUGGUUUCAGAUAGAAUCACUCGCACACACAUACACACAAACACACGCACACACAAACACAUACACACACACACAAGCGCGAGAGUCAUCAAAGAUAAUUAACUUACCGAUCAGUUAUACCGAUCGCCAAUUUACUCUAUAUAUGUUGUAUCUGUAAAUAAACGAAUAGUACUCGAUUAGUUUACAAACGGGUUGAGAAUUACUUGACUCGUUUUUUUUCUUUUUUUUCCUGAGAUUUGUACUGAUAUGCGAAGUGUAUGAGGAUUGUAAAAAUACGAGGCAAAAAAUCACAUUUAUCCGCCGAGUGAACGAUGAACAGUUAGUCUAAAUAAUUGUCGUUCAAUCGGUGGAUGCUCGUUUGUCUUCCAUUAAAAUUUAACAUAAGACUCGAAAAAAAAUUUUAUAAUUGCAUUGUCAAAAUAUUCAUUU
Trichogramma pretiosum is the source of this 10117-nucleotide messenger RNA. RefSeq names its product unconventional myosin-XV (gene Myo10A). Bases 364 to 9702 code for a protein of 3112 amino acids. The transcript has 32 exons. The record is from RefSeq and is a predicted model, not a curated record. NCBI's taxonomy places the organism in Eukaryota, Metazoa, Arthropoda, Insecta, Hymenoptera, Trichogrammatidae. Gene Ontology annotation, molecular function: ATP binding; protein binding; cytoskeletal motor activity. Gene Ontology annotation, cellular component: cytoskeleton; myosin complex.